AUGUUGCAAUCGUCGAUCGGAAUUGUGCGGGCAUUCAGGCUAAUCAGAUGGUAUCGUAGCGAUGCAGUCUCAACUCAUUCACGCAAUACGACUUUUCCAACGCAAAAGCAAUUAUGGAUAUGUGAUUUUGUUACCACCAGUUCUGAAAAUCGCCGGGCAGUUACUUACCUUGGCUCAACUUCCUCUCACGUAUUAACCGCAAAGAGACUUUACGCAAAAGAUGGAUAUGCACAGGAAUCUAAUCGUCACGCUCGCCGGAAAUCAACUUUUGAUCUCGAUCGACUGCAACACGGCUUCGAUCGCAGGCGUGUGUCGGUCUUGGAUAACAUUCGUUCAAGCUACCAAAGGACUACCAUGACAGAUUUUUUUGGGAAGAAGAAGCCGAAUGACCUACCUGACGUAGAUGUUGUAUGGGCGGGCGUCUUUGGCACUGCGUAUAGGGGUGCCAAAGCCGCUAGUGCCGCUAGCGUCUUUGCUAGCCGGGUACUCUGUCUGGACUCUGCAGUGUCAUUUCUAAAAUCUGACCCAGGUUGCUAUCAGAAUGGAAAUGGUUACGUCAUUAGCAUCGAUGGGUUGGAGUGUUGUGGAUGGUGUGAAGGCAUCUAG
Messenger RNA from Ramularia collo-cygni, 606 nucleotides. RefSeq lists its product as uncharacterized. The transcript has 2 exons. The record is from RefSeq and is a predicted model, not a curated record. Bases 1 to 606 code for a protein of 201 amino acids. Lineage: Eukaryota; Fungi; Ascomycota; Dothideomycetes; Mycosphaerellales; Mycosphaerellaceae.